UCAAAAAACGUUACAUUGGAUUUUUUUUAAGGGAUCUCAUGAGACCUUUUAUUUUUUAUCAGGAUCUGAUGUAUUGUCUUGCCACUCUUCUCUGUGAUGCCAUUAUUAACGCUAAAUUCUUCACCUUCAUGUUCAAUCGUCAGCAGUACCAGGGCCUUCUGCGAAUGGCGAGGGAUACGUUGUGGUCGGGUUUUGACACGGAAUACGGAAGGAAAGUAUUGAAACAAUGCGAAAAUCAGGCAAUGUUCUUUGUCAUCGCAUUCGCAACGUUCACUCAAUGCUCUGGAAUCCUAUAUUCUCUGGAACCCAUUCUACUGAAUAUCCAGAAUAAUAGUACAGACGUAAAGGAACGUCUUUUUCCUCUCAAAAUGUGGUUUGACCUUCCGAUCUACGAGAGCCCGAAUUUCGAGAUUUGGUUCCUCAUAGAGAUGUUUGUGAUUUACCAUUCCUGCAUACUGUACUUCUGCUUCGACAAUUACCUAAUUCUCGUGAAUAUACUAAUGACUGGACAAUUUUCACUCCUAAGAAAUCGGCUGGAGACACUUUACAACAGAGAAGUCAUUGAAUCAAUCACAAGUACUGGCCAUCUCGACGAGAAGACCAAUAAAGACUCCCUGAUCUUGCUCUCUCGAGAGUUCAAGAGCUGCGUCAAAUAGCAUCAAUUUCUGAUAGCGUUUGUGGAUCAGGUAGAGAACGUUUACACACUCAUGAACCUGAUCUCGGUGUUGAUAUUCAGUGUCAUCAUCUGUCUGGCGGGUUAUCAACUCAUAAUGCCAGGAAAUACGAUCAUUAGACGAAUCAAGUUUGUAUCCUUCAUAUCAGGAUGCCUGGCACAACUCCUGUCAUUCUCACUCACCUGCAACAAUGUUUCCGUCAGUAGUGCAGAUCUGAGUGAUGGCCCCUACAACUCAGCUUGGUACACCAAGAAUUGUUCAUCAAGGGGUCGAUCACUGACCAAAGAUUUUAUGAUAAUGAUCAUAAGGGCCCAACGUCCCUGUUAUUUUACAGGAGCUGGAUUCUUUCCUGUCACACUGGACACCCUGAAAUCAGUCCUGACGACUGCAUUCUCGUAUUUAACACUGAUAAGGCAAUCUACUCUAUAAUCCAAAUAACCAUGACUGACUUUUGUAAC
Messenger RNA from Fopius arisanus, 1132 nucleotides. RefSeq names its product odorant receptor Or2-like. Gene Ontology annotation, cellular component: plasma membrane. Gene Ontology annotation, molecular function: odorant binding; olfactory receptor activity. The record is from RefSeq and is a predicted model, not a curated record. Lineage: Eukaryota; Metazoa; Arthropoda; Insecta; Hymenoptera; Braconidae. The transcript is spliced from 5 exons. Gene Ontology annotation, biological process: detection of chemical stimulus involved in sensory perception of smell; sensory perception of smell.